Molecule: messenger RNA, 1908 nt
Organism: Aspergillus chevalieri
Lineage: Eukaryota; Fungi; Ascomycota; Eurotiomycetes; Eurotiales; Aspergillaceae
Gene: RTC5
Product: TLD domain-containing protein
Exons: 2
Coding region: 1-1908 (635 amino acids)
Source: RefSeq, a predicted model, not a curated record
AUGGGAUUAAGCCAGUCCGUCGAAGAUGGGGUUCAGUCCACUCCAGAGGCCCUAAGCUACAUCCUCGCCGAACGCUUCGCCACAAAAUGCUUCACCCCGCUAGAACUAACCCACUUCAAAGAUAACUUCUUCUCCCGUGCAACAGACCAAAACGGGCUGAAAUACUGGAACGAAAAGACUCUCUCCGAUUUCCUGGGCAUCCCGGAUAGCAGUGAAACUGAAUGUCCGCUUGAUGCUGGUCCGGUUAUUUUCCGGAUGGUUUCGUAUUUAGGGGCGUUUCCGUUUCAGAAGACGCUGGCUCCGAGUGUAUUGACUUUUGAUGCUAUGGUGAAGGUGGUUGUGUUGCUGACUGAGCGGUAUGGGAGGGUGCUUAGAAGAGGGAGGAGGGAUAGGAUUAGGUUGUUGUUUGGGAGUCUUGCGGAUGUUGGGAGGAAAGAUUUGGGCCCUUCUGGCCAGGAUGAGGAGAAUGGCGAUGGUAAUGCUUCCAAGGGACGACAUCCGUUUGGAUAUGAUAUCGACCAGCCCGCCAAUGACGAUGAAGAGGAUGAAGAUGGCGAUGAUCUUGCUUUAGCAGCUUUAGAAUCGCUGGAUGCCAUUGAAGUGUUCAAGCACGAUCAGCGCGUGGACAGGACUGUCUAUGAAGCUCAUAUCUCGACGGACACGUUCCGUCGUUUGUUGAUGCUACUUCUUGUCAUCGCACCGUUGAAGACACUUGACGACGUCAGGACAUACACGGGUGACCUGAGUGCAGAGCGCAUGGAGACAGUCAGAAACGAGGCAGACCACAUUCUGGCCGCGUUCAUCGAGGACGAAACCACUGGAAGUGGCAGCGGUAUCAGCUACAAGUCGUUCUCGAAGAUGGUAUCCAACUCGUUGCAGCACCUGUUCGAUCCGUUGACGCCGUUAUUCGAACACAUGCUCUUUAGCAAGAAUCUGGAUUUAUCUCAGAAGCGAGGAAGAACUGAUUCGAUGCAAUCAGUGCAUACAGAGGAACAAUCAGAAUCGGAUACUUCUGUGCUGCCGUCACCGCCCCCUGUCUUGCUUUCUGGCGCGUUUGAAUCUGUGAUUCUAAAUUUGAGUCUGAUAUCCCAUCUUUCAUUCUUCCUACCAUCCACCUCUCGUGGCCUGAGCUUCCUCCAAAGCGGCGCACAACUACACCCCGUCUUUUCGACCGCAGCCCACGGCUCAUCUCUCACCUCCUUCUCCCACAAUGUGCUUACCUGGCAAGCACCCUCCCUCAUGAUCCUCAACGGAGUCACAGAAGAAAACAAAACAAUAACCCUAGGCGCCUACCUCCCCUCUCCCUGGUCCUCCUUCCACCACUCCUCAUCCUCAUCGAAAACCCCCGACACACUCCCCUCCCUCUUCCAACUCUCACCAAAACACCUCUUACUCCCUGGAAACCCUUCCCCCUCAUUCCACCAAGGCGCAACCACACCAACCGCCUAUUUCUCCACAGCAACCGGCCUCGCUCUCGGCUGCAAACUCCCACCCUCAUCCAGAACAAGCAUAGCCCAACCAAUCCCCCAUGGCGCAGGAAGUCUCCUUAUCGACUCCAGUCUCGAAUCAGCAGAUUUCCAUGUUUCGACCGUAGGACACGAUGGUGCUUUCCUCCCGCCAGAGAUCGUCUCUACAUCGCCGACAUCUGAAAAGACACACAUUGACAUCUACAACCUGGAGAUAUGGGGUGUUGUGCAGCCGGAAGACUCCUCAGCAUCGACAGGACAGAGACAAAGUGCUGUUGAAGUACAGAAGGCGAAGUGGGAGUUUGAGGCGAGGGAGGUGGAGAGGAGGAGGAAUGUAAACUUGAAUGCUGGGGUUGGGGAUAGUGCAAGGGAAAGUGCGAGGUGGAUGUUGGAGUCGGCGGGUUUGGUCGGGGAGAGUGGGAAGUAUGGGGGGAGUGUUUGA